ACACCAAAACUGGACGCUUCUCUCGUGCAUCAAACUACUCCACACAAAUGCAACGCUUAUCACGCGCAGCUUUUAUUAUUCAUCACGGGAUAAAUCAGCUGAUCUCUUACAAGUGCAUCCGUACUUAUUUUGCAGAUAACUGUGCAGAUAACAUUGAGCAACUACUAAGUGUUCGAUUUGUGUUGUGUGCGUACAUAUUGAAGGAAGUUUGCAAGAAGCAAGUUUUCGUUAACUCGUGGACGAUAUAGGGACAUUAGUUCGUAGCUCUCUUAUCUCGAAGAAGGGGGGCUACUGUAAAAAUGAGUUGUUUGACUUGGGGAUUCUUUCCCCUCUAAGAUGGCUGAACUCGGACCAAGGCCACAAAACUAUAAGGACUGCGUAGUGAUACGAGAGAUAUAUGAACAUGAAUCUUCACAGGAAGAAUUCGAAGUUCAGCUUGAUCAGUCUUUAGAAGCGGGAGUCCAGACGAUAGUUAUUGAACCAUCCAGACUGGGAGAUGAGGCUGCCAGGUGGAUCAUGUGUGGAAACUGCUUGCACAAGACUGCUGUCCUGGCAGGAGUUGGCUCAUUAGUGUGUGUAGGAAUGUGGCCUCACAGAAAUGAACUCUUCAUGUCUCUGGGUUUCUUGAGCGUGAUUUGUGCUGGUGUGUAUGCAAUAUCCUGGCAGUUUGAUCCCUGCUGUAAAUACCAAGUGGAGACCAACAUGAACAAAGUGCCUAAAUUACCUUUACACUCACUUUCAAGCAGUACCCCUGUCAUCCUUAUCCGGAAAGAUGACACUCGUCGUAAAAUCUUGCACAACACUAUUUCGUUGAUUUCUGGAGCAGUAUGUGGUUAUAAAUUGUACAAGAGUUACUUUAAUUAAGCAUUGAGUAGUUUAGAUUUGAGAUUAAAGAGCAAAGCAAUGACUUGCAAGUGUUCACAUGUUUAAAGCGCUUAUUGAUUCACUAUUUUCACAGAUUGAAUUCUUAAGUUCUAGAAAGAUAUCCUGACUGAAUACCGAUAUAAUGUGAUAAACUGGAAUUACAAAGUGCCACAUGGUCUCAUCUGAGAUAAUAUCAGUGUUGAAAUAUCAACACUUUAUAAGUUUGACAGGUUAGAUAUUAAGUGACAGCCAGUUCUCUUUGGUCUGCCUCUUAUCAUUUAUCCUAUCCUGCCGUGAUAUCACCAUUGCUGCUAACAGAAUAAAUCUCCAACUAGUAACCUGAAUAACAGCAUGGUCACUGUAGUAAAUAAUGAGCCAGAUGAUAAUGUCUGUUCAGCAGUUCUACAAUUUUCAAAAACAAUGGGUUUUUUGUGUAGAUUUUAUGAAAAAUUCGCAUGUGCUUAUAUUAAAAAUUUUAAGAAUUAUACUAGAAGAUUUUUAUAAUUUUAUAUGAUAGCAAAAGUGGUUAUAACAAGGAGACUUAAGGAGAAAGUUCACUCAUAGGUGAUGUUUCACUUAAAACUACUGUCUUCAAUUAGUUAAUGUUUUUAAUCUUUCAGUUCUGUUUCCAAACUCUUACUCAUCUGAGUCAGAAUAAUUUGUUUAGCUGAAAUAUUCAUGGGUAGGAUUUUGUGUGUGUGCAUGCAUACAAAAUAGUGUGCAUUAAUACAUGACAUUAUUUUGUGUGGGGAUGUGUAUUGUAAGUGAGGAUAAGUUUAUCCUUUAUUGUGACAUAAGGUUUGAAGCAUUUAGCACAGUGUCCUAAUUAAUUUGACUUAAAAAUAUGUGCUAUAAUUGUUCAGCCACUGUGCCAGAUGUUAACUUUAGAGCUGUCAGAGGUUUACCUUAUUCAACCAUUAGUUUAUCAUGAGGAUUCUGUUUUAAACUGAAUUCAGAUAUAAAUUUUCAAUGUCAUCAUGCAGUUAACUUUCUUUUGUCAAGUUACUGUUGACAAGAUCUUUUGCACAAGACAGAUUCUAUUUUGUUGUCAAACCCUUGUUGCUUGAUUAUUUGUGAACAUGUGUGAUUAUUUCCACUUACUACAGUAUUUGUAUGCUUAAACCAAGAAUUUAGGUAUAUCAUUUAUAAAUCUGUACUUGUAUUUUAAAUUUUCAUGAUGUGUUUCCCUAUUAUGUGCGCCUAGGUGUCUAUGUAUACUCAGAUCUACAGGUAAACUUAAUGUUUUACAGUUUCCUCCUCAUCCUUAGCAGUCAUGAUAAUGUAAUUAAACUCCUCUGAGUAAACUGUAAAAAGUUAAUGUCCAUUUUUUUAAAAAUCUGGAAUAAACUGGCUUUCUGCAUUGUGGUCAUUUAUUUGAAGACAGCACAUACCAAUACAGUCAUCGUCAUCAUCAUCAUUCAUGAUGAGCAAGAAACAACAUGCAACAGUUAACUUUACAAGUGCUGCAGACCACUCUUUUUUUUUUUUUUUUUUUUUUUUUUUUUCUUUUUUUUACCAGUACAUCUUAGGAGAGUGCUUUGCACAGUGGGAAAAAAUAUCAAUAGGAUACUAUUGACAGCUGGUGGCAGCAAGAGGUCUUAACCUUAAAAAAGAAUACCUCCACACCUUUUGCUGUAAGGAAUGUGUUUGUGUGAUGUAAUUGUGGAUGCAUAUGUGAUUUGCUAAUUGUGUGCUGCUCUAAACCUUCAACAAUAAAACUCCAGGAUUUCUCAAAUAGUUUUUUUUUUUUUUUUGGAAGUCACUCUGAAAUUUUAAAAUAGCAUGAUAAAUUCAGCAUUUUGACAGAAACAAUCCCUUGACCAUUAUAUUUAUGUAAGAAGAUGAAAGGUAAUGAAAAGACACUUUCUAUUCUGUCUGAAGUUCUUUUGACUUUGCUACUUGAGCUUGUCAAUGGCUUUGCAAGAGUGUUGUGCUGUCUUCUAUGCUGAGGAUGUAAAAGACCUAUAAGGUCUAACAUUCCUAUUAAGAAUUCUCUGAUUCUUUGACACCAUCACAAUAACAUCAGCUGACUGCACCAUGCUUAAUAUACUACAGUAUCUACCAAAGCUUUUUUUUUUAAAAUUGCACAGGAGAAACUACUGCACUGAGCCAAAGAAAUAUUGAGAUACUUCAAAUACAAAGAAAGCAUAAAGUGAUUAUUUUGCCUUAUGUAUAUGGCAAUCAUUUAAGUGUUGUAAUCAAGUCCAGGAAAUCUGCAUUAUUAUUUAAAAAAAGUACUUUUUUCUUCUGAUCAUACAGUUGCACUGAUCUGCAACAUCAUGCCAACAAUAGUUUCUCGUCUGUUAGCAUGGUUGUACUAUUUGACAAAUAUUAGCUGGCCGACAUGAUUGCUUAUAAUCAGUGUUUUGAGAUAAACAGGAUUAAAGUGAACCUUUGACCUGCUUCAAUGAGGAAAAGGCUUCCACAUAUGCUUCAUUUACAUUAUGGAAGAAGGUGAAGAAAGGAUAAGUUGGGAGAGAAUGGUGAUGAAGGAAGAUAAAUGAGAGAAAAUGACAGCUAUCUCUGUAAAUGACCCAUAUGUGAACCUUGGGAUAAGCCUGAAUUCCAUACCCUUCACAUUUAAAUAUAUAUAUAUCUGCCUUUUCUUCUUUAACCCUUUUUUAAGGGGUCAAGUUCGUGUUCAAUGGCUGGAUCAACUGUUGGACGUGUUGCACCAUACAGGUAUUAUACAGGUAUUGAACUCUAUAAUACCUGUAUGGUGCACACCUUCAGCCUCAGAUGCCCUAAGUAAAGCUUCUCACUUUCAUGUGGUCUUCACUGUCCUGAUGACAAGCAAUUUUUGCCCAAUGGUUCUUGAUUUUCUGGACAUUUAUAUCCAGUUUAAGGAUAGGUUUAACAACAAUUAAUUAAACCUCAGCAGUGUUAAAACUCAGAACAUAGUAAUAGUAAUUAUAUGUGUCUUUCUGUUCUUUUAAAAAUGAUGUAACAAGAGUUGUCUGACGCAUUAGUUGAUUGAUUCCCUCCCUUCUUCUUUAUUCGCCUCCCUCUCCACUUUCCUUUCAUUUUUGUAAAUGGUGGUGAUUUUAAAUUUUCAAUAAAAUUUGUUGCAAAAAAAAAUUAUGGCAGGUUGUUUGUGGAACUUUAUGACAAUAUCUUUUUGUUGAUAAUACUUUAUUUUCUGCAAAUAUGUUGGACUAAAAUGAAAUUUCACUGGUUUUCAUGCUGAAAUUUGAGGGUGCUUGUGGGAGUAUUAUAGAACUGACUUUAUUGCUAAAAUUAGCUUUCAAACUUAGAUAUUCACAAUUGGUCACUAGGUUUUGUUCUGCAUUUGUAUUUGGCUUCAUACACUUCCUGUAUACCUUUUGUAAGUAGGUCUUUUAAGGGAAUGUUAAGAUAAAUAUAAUCAGGAACCAUACUAUUGCUGACAUGUUAGAGGUGGCAGCUGAUGCUUAUUACUUGAAACCUUAAGCUUCAGUAGAAUAACAUUCACAUGUGCAAAUGCUUUCUGCUUACAAAGGUUUAUGGGGAUCGUAUGUCCAUGGCAGACUGAAUGUAAAGACAUAUUCUCGUAGCUUCUUGCAAGCAAGAAUGUACAUCAGUGUUUUUUGGUGAAUGCUUGAACAAGCAUAUUUGUGAGCCUUGUGUCUCAGAUAGCUUAUUUAAAAUGCUUUCUUGUCUUUUAUAUAUUUUGUUUAUGAAGCCAGCUUUUCGUUUUCAGUGUUUCUUCUGUUUUUCAUAAAUGUUGAGAUGGAUAUGCAGUUUUCUUUCACAUGAUUUACACUUAUCACUUGCAUGAAUUCAGUUCCUCCAUAGAGUAUUGGUCUUGGGCAUGUUUUUUACCAGCGCAUACAAUAUCUUUUACUAAGCUGGCAUGCUUUGCAUUGUUGCAGGGUCGGUGGUAAAAAUAUUUCCCCACUGCACUGAAUAUUGUUCAUUUUCUGUACUCUAAUACACUUUGCACCAGCUG
Messenger RNA from Pomacea canaliculata, 4792 nucleotides. RefSeq names its product transmembrane protein 11, mitochondrial-like. Gene Ontology annotation, cellular component: mitochondrial inner membrane. Gene Ontology annotation, biological process: inner mitochondrial membrane organization. Lineage: Eukaryota; Metazoa; Mollusca; Gastropoda; Architaenioglossa; Ampullariidae. Bases 337 to 864 code for a protein of 175 amino acids. The record is from RefSeq and is a predicted model, not a curated record. The transcript is spliced from 2 exons.